Molecule: messenger RNA, 1986 nt
Organism: Amphibalanus amphitrite
Lineage: Eukaryota; Metazoa; Arthropoda; Thecostraca; Balanomorpha; Balanidae
Product: renalase-like
Cellular component (GO): extracellular region
Molecular function (GO): oxidoreductase activity, acting on NAD(P)H
Source: RefSeq, a predicted model, not a curated record
CCAAUUUUGACGCGCGCGUGGCUGGGCGAGUAGUGGAGUCACCGCGGCGGUCAUGACUCCACGUGUGUUGGUGGUGGGCGGCGGACUGACGUCCGCAGUGACGUCAUCCCUGCUCCGAGAGGAGCUGGGCAGCAGAUGUCAACUGACGGUGUGGGAUAAGGCACGGGGCGCAGGCGGUCGUAUGUCGACCUCCCGCGGCCCAGAGGGCUGUGGCACCGUGGACCUUGGAGCACAGUACAUCACUGUGACACCACAGUUCCAGCAGCUUCACAACAAAUUCUACUCCGAGCUACAGUUAGCAGGCCUGUUGGCGCCUCUGACAACCACCGUACAGGGUCUCCGCCCGGCGCCGGCCGGUAGCCAACACCUGGUCACUCCCCGUGGUACCAGCGCCCUAGUGAAACACUUCUUCAGCAGGGCCGAGGUCACACCAGAGUUUAAUCAACGGGUGACUGAGAUGGCGCGCAGUGCGUCCGUUACCACGGAAACCGGCCGGACUGAGUCGUUUGACGCCAUUCUUCUCACAAUGCCGCCGCCGCAAAUUCUCGAGCUUGGAGGAACGCUGAAGAAGGAUAUCGAGUCAAACCCCGCACUAUCUUCUGGCCUCCGCUCGGUUCGGUUCAGCUCCCGGUAUGCCCUGGGUCUGUUCUUUGGCGCCGGGGGAGGCCCGAAGGUGGACUGGGGUGCCAAGUAUGUAUCGGACCACCCCGUGGUGCGGUAUGUGGCAGUGGAUAACGUCAAACGCGGACAAGCCUCCGGUCCCAGUUCGGUGGUGGUCCACACCAGCGUCCAGUUCGGGGAGGAGCACGUCGAGAAGACGCCCGCCGAGGUGCAGCCAAUCCUGGAGCGCCACGUCACAGAGCUGUUCCCUGAUUGGCCGGCGCCCACCUCGGUCAAAUGCCAGAAGUGGCGCUAUUCGCAGGUGACGGAGCCGUUCCGCCGUCCCGGCCACGUGGUGCUCAGUGAGCAGCCCCUGGUAGUGGCCGCCGGUGAUGCGUUCAACCGCUCCAACAUGGACGGGUGUCUGGAGUCGGCUACCGGAGCGGCCCGGCUCCUGGUGGAGAAGCUACGUCAGAAGGAGGCGUAACCACCGACCCAGGAGCCACUAGCAGUACCACAGACGGAGUCGGAGCGAGUUGGCGAGCGGAAAACAGACACCAUAGCGGUUAGUCCUUAGUCUUUUCUCGGAAUCUGGCUCAGAUGAGGGAUUGUUUGCGGUGAUGGUCUUCAAAUUAGACAGCCUGCAAUUAUGCGAGUCUACGGAUUAGUCUACGGAUCAGAGAGUCUAAAUAUCUGUAGUCUACAGUGAAGUGCCGCGGUGGUGAUAAAUUGACCAGAGACUUUACGAAUAUACCGAAUGGUAUAGUGGUAGGGUAGAGUGAACUCGUUUUAGGGAUUGGGUAUUUUUACAUUUGUUUCGAUGUGUCCCUUUGUAGUGUAUUGAAGGAUUCGCAAUGGGGCAUGGAAGGAACAAUUAAAAUACUUAUCUGUUUCGAAAAAUUAGGGUGACUUUUUGUGAAUCUACUAGUAAUUUGAUGAGUGGGAUGCAAUUGAUAUCUGUCACCGGCACAGAGUAUGUUAAACUCACAUGUGCUCAACUCAGGACUUUUGACUUAAGUCAGACUGAACACAGAGGGCACUUCGUAGUUCCGGUUUGAAACGUGACUGCUGCUACAUAUUUACAUAACUCACUACAGUAUGGCAGCAACUCCAGUCAUACAUGAAAAUAUGUUAGUUGUAAAUCUGUUAGUGCCUAUGUAAUAAGUGCUGUUCAGCCAGAACAUCUCAACAUCUGCUUUUACUGCACAACCAGUGUGAUCCGGCGUUAAUUUGGUAAUACCUAUGCUGCCGUGAAAAGGAAAUCGAUAUCGUAGGUGACAUUUUUAACAUUUUACAAGAGAGCCGUUCUUAUGUUCUGGUUAGUUUUAGUACCCUUGCGGACACUUGCGUUGCUUGAAUUGGGAUAAUAUAAGAGGUCGUCACGGU